Metopolophium dirhodum (rose-grain aphid) is the source of this 2238-nucleotide messenger RNA. Its product is annotated as zinc finger MYM-type protein 1-like. Gene Ontology annotation, molecular function: protein dimerization activity. The transcript has 6 exons. The record is from RefSeq and is a predicted model, not a curated record. NCBI's taxonomy places the organism in Eukaryota, Metazoa, Arthropoda, Insecta, Hemiptera, Aphididae. Bases 1 to 2238 code for a protein of 745 amino acids.
AUGUCAAAACGUAUAUAUGUGAGUGGCUGGGAUAAGCACAAAAAAAAAAUGAAACAACAGAACGAAAACAAUAUUGCAGCAAAUGUUAUGAAAUCGUGGAUUAAAAAAUCAGUUGUAUCCAACACUUCAGAUGCUGUUGAAAAUGAUCCACAAAAUGAAAUUAUAAAAGAGAAUGAUAGUUCAGAAGUUGUAUCCAACACUUCAGAUGCUGUUGAAAAUGAUCCACAAAAUGAAAUUAUAAAAGAGACUGAUAGUUCGGAAGAUUUUGGAGGCCUAAAUUUAACUUUGAAGUAUCCAACUGAUCGUGGACAUUUUGAAGGUGAAGUAUGCACAUCAUUAAAAAAGAGUAUUUUGUUAUUCGGACAAUGCAAACCAUCAAUCAAAUUUCCUAGGAACCAUGUUAAUAGAUGUUUUUCUACUGGUUAUUACUAUAUAACAACUAAAACAGGUAUCAAAAUUCCACGGCAAUGGUUAUGUUAUUCUUUAAUAUUAGAUAAAGCAUAUUGUGAGUUUUGUUGGCUUUUUGCUAUCCGGCAAUAUGAGCAUUUUAAAUAUGAAUGGAUUUCUGGCGUUGACGACUGGCAACAUUUAUCACAACAAAUUUCUAAACAUGAAAAUUCUAUUCAACAUAUAAAUGCAACAGAAAUUAGAAGAUAUUGGGAAAAAAAUAAAACAUUAGAUACAGAUUUAGAGAAACAAAUAUCUGAAGAAGCAGAGUAUUGGAGGAAUGUUCUUCGUCGAGUUAUUCAUGUAAUUUUAACUCUUACAUCUGGUAAUACUGCCCUCCGAGGAAACGAAGGGAAGAAAGGUAAUCUUCAAGAAAUUGAAGGUAACUUUAUGCGUACUAUUAGAUUACUUGCAACAUUUGAUCCUUUUGUUCAUAAUUUAUUAAAUGAUUCAAAAAAACAUGUAAAAUACUUAAGUUGGAAAAUUCAAGACGAGCUUAUAGAAAUUUUAGCAUCAGAUGUACGUAAUAGUAUAUGUGAUGAGGUUAAAAAGUGUUCUUGGUUUUCAAUUAUGCUUGAUUCUACCCAAGAUAUAACUAAAAUUGAUCAAGGUUAUGACGGCGCUUCUGUAAUGAGUGGUGCCCAUUUCGGAGUACAAAAACGAAUUAUUAAUAUUGUGCCUACAGCUCUUUACGUCCAUUGUUGUGCACAUAAUUUAAACCUAGUAAUUUCUGAUGCUGCUAAAACUUCACAAAAGAUUGUUUCAUUUUUUAGUAUAGUGCAAGAUGUUUUUAAUUUCUUUGGGUCUAGUGCACCAAGGUGGGCAUUAUUAGCUCUUGGUGAUGAACAAGCAUGUAAAGUUUCUAAGAAAACAUUAAAAAAAGUAUGCCCAACAAGAUGGGAAGCAAGGCAUGAUGCAGUAUUCAGUUUACAAGAGAGGUUCAUAGAUGUUGUUAAGUGCUUAACUAAAAUAUCAUUAACUACCAAGAAAACAGAUGAAAGAAACUCAAGAGUUAAUCAUUCCAUUGAGAUGGCUUCUACACUUAUGAAUCAAUCAAUUACUCAAAUCAAUGAAUUAAGGAACAAUUAUGAUGGGAUAUUAAGUAAAUCAAAAGAAUUAUGUGCUAAAUGGAACAUAACAGUGCUAUUCCAUUUAGUACGUAAACAAUUUGCAAAUAAAAGGUUUGAUGAUUUUGAUGGUGACUUUCGACUUGAUAUUAAUGAAGAAAAUUUUAAAAUAAAAGUAUUUUUACCUGUGUUGGAUACUAUACUGUUUCAAUUACAUAGUCGAUUUGAAGGAAUGGUUACUAUAGUAAAUAAUUUUAAAUUACUAUCGCCAUUAACCAUUAUUGAACAAAAUGAAGAUUAUAUUAUAGAAUCAUCAUAUGAUUUUAUAAAUUCGUAUACAGAAGAUGUUUCAUGUGAUCUUACAAGACAAUUAUUAUGUCUUAAGUUACAUAUUACAAAAAUUGAUAAAACUAUUGUAUCGGAACUUAAGACCAUACAGAAUUUGGCUUUUUAUAUAAUUGAUAUGGAUUUAUCAACAAGUUUUCCUGAUGUUUUAGCUGCAUGUCUUAUAUUUUUAACCAUUCCUGUUACGGUAGCAUCUGCAGAAAGGAGUUUUUCUAAGCUUAAAUUAAUUAAAAAUUAUUUGCGCAAUUCCAUAGGUCAAGAACGGCUAUGUGGAAUUUCUAUACUAAACAUAGAAAGAAAAAGAACUUCAGAUAUAGAUAUAGAGAAAAUAAUUGACAACUUCGCAUAUGCAAAAGCGAGAAAAAAACAAUUCUUUUAA